Messenger RNA from Phycomyces blakesleeanus NRRL 1555(-), 636 nucleotides. RefSeq lists its product as hypothetical. The transcript has a single exon. The coding region runs from base 1 to 636 and encodes 211 amino acids. Lineage: Eukaryota; Fungi; Mucoromycota; Mucoromycetes; Mucorales; Phycomycetaceae. The record is from RefSeq and is a predicted model, not a curated record.
AUGGACCGACCUCUGUCACCAAACGAUCCUCAGUGGUCUCAAAAUAUUGCUGAGAAUCUUAUAUUACGCUCUACCUCACCAACACCAGCCCAAGCACCAAUCUCGGUAUCUCAACUUCCACGCGUCCUCGGCCCUCGACCAUUCCUACCCGAGCACACCUCCGAACCGCCAUUACACACAUCCCAACUACAAACACCUCAUUCACCAGAGCAAGAUUCCGUUCACCAAAGACCCUCUCAGUCAACUCUCCGUGACCCAAACGCCCCAGACCCUUCUCCUGGCUUGUGGGCCAACCGUCCCAAAGAUCUCGAACAGCCCUUGGAUUACACCCGACAAUACCCACAUGCAUAUGAACAAGACCAACUGUGGAACAGACGCCAAAAGGGAACGCCCUGGUGGUCAACCGACGAUGAAGACGGGUUUUAUUCUGUCGGCUGUCUCUUGUUUUUAUUUGGAUUUAUUUGUCCGCCUCUUUGGUGGAUAGGAUCAUUUUGGCCCAAACAUGCACGAGAACUGGGUGGUAAAAUGGCCGAACGUUGGCAGCGUCUCAAUCGAUGCAUGUCUAUUGGUUUCAGUAUCCUUUUGAUAAUCGCACUCAUUGUGCUUGGCGUAUUGGAAUCCAGAGAGAAACACUAA